Molecule: messenger RNA, 324 nt
Organism: Sphenostylis stenocarpa
Lineage: Eukaryota; Viridiplantae; Streptophyta; Magnoliopsida; Fabales; Fabaceae
Source: the annotation of a GenBank genome assembly
AUGGUUGGGGCUCUGAAAGGGGAGCUUGCUGCUACUGCAGUCAAUGCACCAAUGGUUCCCUCUGAGAACAUAGACAAGUCUGAGGAUAUUUUUCCUGAAGUUCAAGUUAUGGUCAAUAUAUCCUGCAUAACUGGGUACGAUACAGAAGACAAGUCUACUACAUGUUUGCAAAAUGCUACUAUGCAUUCAUAUCAACAUUGUCUUGUUCAUUCUGCUUCAGAACCAUCUGAUUCUGGUUUCAUAAAGGGUGCAGUUUCUAGUUACAUUCAUCAACAAGAAAUUACUGCAGAUUUGCGAUGGACUCAGAAAUUUGGAUUUGCUUGA